Messenger RNA from Rotaria sp. Silwood1, 828 nucleotides. Lineage: Eukaryota; Metazoa; Rotifera; Eurotatoria; Philodinida; Philodinidae. The record is from the annotation of a GenBank genome assembly.
AUGAAUUUAUCUAUAUCUGUUUUCACUAAUAUUUCGCAAUUAAAACAAAUUGAAUCUUGUCACAUACUUCGACUUUUUGGAUAUUAUUUGAUUCUUCUUUGGAUAAUUGGUACGAUUCUAAAUGGUUCACUACUUUAUACAUUAAUACGAAAUAAUAUAUUACGUCAAUUAUCUACAAAUAUACUUAUUGGUGGUCUAUUAUUGGGUGAUUUUAUUGGAGCAUUUUUCGAAAUACCAUUUCCAGCUUUGUCACUUAUUUAUUGCAGAUGGAUUUUCACAUAUAUUGGUUGUGUAUUCGAAGCUAUUAUUACUUAUUUUGUGGGCUGUUCAAAUAUGUACAUGCUUUGUUUAAUUUCAAUUGAUAGAUACAGUAUCAUGACUAGAUCUUUCCAAGAACCAAGUGGCAUAAUUCAACGAACUUAUACAUCCAUUGGAUGUGUUUAUAUAUUAUCUCUAUUUUGGACAAUAAUGCCAUUAUUAGGAUGGUCUUCGUAUGAUUAUGAGAUUCGAAAUCGUCGACGUUGGUUUACAACCAAACUUAAUCAAUCUUCUGUUCGACGUCGACUACUCAUCGAACGUCGUGUUCUACAUACAAUCAGUUUUGUCAUCGGAGGAUUUCUCAUUGCUUGGACACCAUAUGCGAUUCUCGUUGUUAUACGAGCUUUUUUUGAUGCAAACCAUAUUUCAUCUAUCAUGGACACAAUACCAGCUUUAUUUGCUAAAACAAGUUUCAUAUGGAAUCCAUUGAUACUUAUAGUGCGUAAUGGUAAUUUUCGUCAGUAUACACCAUUCAUUACCUCUAAACAUCGUUCACAAUCAAGUAAAUAA